CCCCCCCGCCCCUCCAGGAGCGCUCUGCGCAGGCUCGGGCGCAGGUUGCGGCGGCGCCGGGCCUCCGCUGAGGCUGUUGUGGUGCCGCCCCUCCCCCACCCGACCCCGCGGCGACCCAGCGCCGCAGGCCUGUGGCUGCAGCCCCGGCGCAGGCGACUGCGGACUCCGUGACCCCGUCCUCGGGCCCGUCUGCGCCGGAGCAGCUCCGGACUGCGCAGCACGCCGCGUGCCGACAUGGGAAAGUCUUUUUCUCAUUUGCCUUUGCAUUCACAUAAAGAAGAUGCUUAUGAUGGAGUCACAUCAACUGAAAAUAUGAGGAAUGGAUUGGUUAAUAGUGAAGUCCAUAAUGAAGAUGGAAGAAAUGGAGAUGUCUCUCAGUUUCCGUAUGUGGAAUUUACAGGAAGAGAUAGUGUCACUUGUCCCACUUGUCAAGGAACAGGAAGAAUUCCUAGGGGACAAGAAAACCAACUGGUGGCAUUGAUUCCAUACAGUGAUCAGAGAUUAAGGCCAAGAAGAACAAAACUGUAUGUGAUGGCUUCUGUGUUUGUCUGUCUGCUCCUUUCUGGACUGGCUGUGUUUUUCCUUUUCCCUCGCUCUAUCGACGUGAAAUACAUCGGUGUAAAAUCAGCAUACGUCAGUUAUGAUUUUCAAAAGCAUACAAUAUAUUUAAAUAUUACGAAUACGCUAAAUAUAACAAACAAUAACUUUUAUUCUGUUGAAGUUGAAAACAUCACUGCACAAGUUCAGUUUUCAAAAACAGUUAUUGGAAAGGCACGCUUAAGCAACAUUACCAAUAUUGGUCCACUGGAUAUGAAACAAAUUGAUUAUACAGUACCUACUAUCAUAGCAGAGGAAAUGAGUUAUAUGUUUGAUUUCUGUACACUGGUAUCCAUCAAAGUGCAUAACAUAGUACUUAUGAUGCAAGUUACUGUAACAACAACUUACUUUGGACACUCAGAACAGAUAUCCCAGGAGAGGUACCAGUACGUUGAUUGUGGAAGGAACACAACUUAUCAGUUGGGGCAGUCUGAAUAUCUAAAUGUACUUCAGCCACAACAGUGAAAACUGAGAGGUGCACCUGGAGAAGAAGAAAUACCUAUUGAUAUUUUCCAAACUCUGAAAGAUGAGGUACUUACUUCCUGAUAGGAGAUCUUAAAUUGAACAACCUAAAGUUUACACUUCUGUUUUAAAAGUACAGCUAAGAGUAUGUGGACUUCUAGGUUAUUGCAACUCUCCACUCUGUUCAUGAUAUUUGUACCAGGAUCUUUUACUUGAAUCUAAAUUUACUGAUUGGUUUUCUUCGUUCCUGGUCCCCACAGGGGAAAACUUAAGACUUCUCCUACAGGAUAAUAAAUAAUUAUGUAAAAUUCACAGCUCCAAUCACUACUGGAAACAUAACUUUGGUGAUGAACAUAAUUUGAGAAAGUUUAUUUCUGAAUGUUUUUGUAGAAAAUUACUGAGGGCCUAUUAUUCAUGAAGACAUUUAAAGAAUAACCUUUUUUUUUUCCUAUUUUAUAAAUUCCCAUUGCUACUUGGUAGUAUUUCAACUAUAUGCUAUUUUAGCUUUUAGGUAAAUGUUUUUAUUUUUUUCAUUUGGAAAUCCUACUCAUUUGCAUGUUUUUGUCAGUCUUAUUUCAAUCUAGUGCUUGCAUAACACUUAUAAACCAAAAUAAUCUUUGCAAACUUCUGUACCGAAAAUUUUUUAAAACCCCUAAAUAAUGUUUCACGUCUUUCCAUGUUAGUUUUAGUUGUGUGAAAUUUUUGUGUAAUCUUCAAACAUCAUUUAAUGUACAGUAUUGUAAAUAAAUUGUGCAUGGCUUUUAUAUAGCUUUAACAAAUGUCAGUGGUACAGAUUUAAAAUAUAGUAAGUUGCUCAUAAAAAUUUUAAAAAAAGGAAGAUGAAAUUCAGAAACCUCUAAAAUGUGAAUGUUUCCAAUUACAUAUUAGAUCAGGCAUAACAGAUUUUAAAUAAAAUAUUUUGAUUCUUCACUUU
This is a messenger RNA of Hippopotamus amphibius kiboko, 1993 nucleotides long. RefSeq names its product transmembrane protein 106B (gene TMEM106B). Gene Ontology annotation, cellular component: lysosomal membrane. Gene Ontology annotation, biological process: lysosome localization; dendrite morphogenesis; lysosomal transport. Bases 235 to 1062 code for a protein of 275 amino acids. The record is from RefSeq and is a predicted model, not a curated record. NCBI's taxonomy places the organism in Eukaryota, Metazoa, Chordata, Mammalia, Artiodactyla, Hippopotamidae. The transcript has 8 exons.